Diplodia corticola is the source of this 1260-nucleotide messenger RNA. RefSeq lists its product as uncharacterized. The transcript has a single exon. Lineage: Eukaryota; Fungi; Ascomycota; Dothideomycetes; Botryosphaeriales; Botryosphaeriaceae. The record is from RefSeq and is a predicted model, not a curated record. Bases 1 to 1260 code for a protein of 419 amino acids.
AUGGUCGCCAACCCCAAAAGACGCACCGCCAUCGAGGGCUACACCAUGGAAGUACCCAACCCAUCCAAGCGCGCCCGUUCCACCCGCCUCCCACCCGAUCCCCAAGCCCAACUCGCCGACGCACCCAUCGACCAAGUCUCCGACCCCGACUUCACACCCGCCACCGCCGCCGAAAACGACGACGCAACCUCCAUCACCACCACCACCACCUCCUCCACCUCCACACCCCCCACAACCCCCCGCGCCCGCGCCCCCAUCUCCCCCACCACAACCCCCACCGCCACGACCUCCUUCCUCCUCUCCCCCUCGACCUCCCUCCCCCUCCCCACGCUAACCUGCUGCACCACCCCCCUCCACCACACGCGCCUCAGCCUCCUCACCACCGAGCGCGCCCUCGCGACUUUCUCCGCACAGCUGUCGUCGCUGCUCCUCGCCGCCGCCGACGACAUCGCCACCGCCCUCUUCCAGCAGCACACCCUCGCCGCGCUGCCCGCCGAGGCCUUCAGCCCCGCGCGCGGAGGCGAGGCCGCGGCUUGGUUGAGGGAUGUGAUGCGUGGGUUGGGGGUGGGGGUGGGGGAGAGGAUGGCGCAGACGAGGUGGGAGGUGCAGAGGGCGUGUUUGGAGGCGCAUGUGAAGGGGGUGGAGGAGGGGUUGGUGGGGGUGCUGGGGAGGGUGGAGGUGGCGGUGGGGGAGUGUGAGGGCGUUGUUGGGGGGGUGGGGUGGGUGGAGCGGGAGCGGGAGCGGGGGAGGGGGAGUGGUGGUGGUGGGUGGUGGGAGGUCCGUGAUGAUGUCGACAUCGAGGACGAGGAUGACGAUGUAGAGGCGGAUGUCGACGCACAUCAAUGCACUCCUUGGUGGCGACGCUGGCUCCCUGGCGCUCCUGCUGCUCCACCACCUUCCCCACCGCUCACGCCUCCUGCAUCACCUGCACAGCUGCGUCUUCGGCGUCGCCGCCGUCGCCGCGCCCGUCUAGCCCAGGCCGAUACUCUUGCAGGCCAAUCGCCGCUGACACACACAUGCGCGCACCUCGCCGCCAUCCGUACUGGGCUGCGUCGAUUGAAGCAGCGCAUGGAGUUGCUACGAGAGGAGCGGCAGCUGCGGGCGGACGACGACGAGGUGGAGGGACGGUACGGCAGGCGGGGGUCGGAGGGGGUUGGAGGGGUGGAGAGAGUGUUUGGGCGGAAUGCUGAGCAGUUGGAUAGACUGAGGGGGGCGUGGGUGGGGUUUGCGAGGGGGUGUUGUCGCGGUGUGGUGGGGUGA